CGACUCGUUGUGGUAUUCAAACUCAAAUCUAUGACUAUAACCCUGAGUGUGUGAUCUACAAUAGAGGCUUUGAGUCCACUAUACAUGCUCUCAAAGAUUGUAGGGGAGCGAAGGCUAUUUAGGAUGUGACUGAUUAUAGUUUCGUUGCGGAGAUGAGAGUGUACAAUAUUCUAGAUUGGUGGGAGUCGUGCUUUCUUGAGCUUAGUGAGAAUGAAGUGGCUGAGGUUAUUACUUUGUGUUGGGCCAUUUGGGGUGCUAGAAAUUCGCUUGUGGUGGAGGGUGAACUGAAGGAACCAGGUGCGGUGGUGCGUUAUGUGAGAAAAAUUGGUGAAGAAACUCUAGAAGCUAAAGCUAGUGGAUUGUGGCGAGUGGGGGUUCUGCUGCUUCAAAUAAUUUUCCCUCGGUGUGGGCUCCUCCUAGGGUGGGUGUUAUGAAGGUUAAUGUUGAUGCGAGUUUUAUUGGGGAGUUAGGUUGUGGGCUGAGGGCAGUGGUGAGGGAUGCUGGGGGGGACUUGAUUGCAGUUGGGGUCUCGCAGAACAAAGAAAAGUGGGAUGUGAAGGUGGCUGAAGUGAGGGAUGUGCUUGGGCUUUGCGUGUGGUUGCGGAGAAGGGGGGUACGUAGCAUUGGGGUGGAAGGUGAUUGCCUUCAGGUGGUCCAAGCAUUGAAGCAGAAAGACCAUGGUUUCAGUGAGUUUCAUCUGAUGUUAGAGGAUAUUUUUCAUCUUUGUAGAGAUUUUGAUUGUGUUUCUUGGUCUUUUGUGAAGAGGAGGGAAUAGAGUGGCACAUGAGUUGGCUCGGUUUCAACCGUGGAAGUAUGGCCAACGUGUGUGGCUUGAUGUAAUCCCGAUUUGUAUCCUCAAUGUAGCUUUGCUUGAUUUAUAAUAUUAGUCCCAAGUUGUGGGUUUUUUCAAAAAAAAAAAAAAAAAAAAAAAAAGAAAAAUAAAUUAAAAAAUAAAUAAAUAAAUAAAAAUGGAAGAAAUAAUUUGGAGAGAGUAGUGGGAUUAGGUACUUAUAGCCUUAUAGGUAGUGUUUUAUACCAAACCCGUUACAUACUCAGAUCAGUCAUCUUCCUCUUGCCUCCAACAAUCAACAUUGCACUUCAAUUUAACAUCUAAUGACAAAAUUACUACAUACCCAAUGCACAAAACUCUAAUUCCUCAACUGAGUACCACCUUUCUUCCCCAAAUUUCACCCUCAAAAAUCUAAGAUCAAUCAAUUCAAUUCAAUCCAUGGAAGAAGGAGAUGAAGGAGUGAGUUACCCACUUGAAAACGAACAAACCCAGAAAAAUAAGAGCAAAAAAAGAGGAAUUUGGGGCAUAAUAAUGUCAGCUAUAAAUUGGGUGAUCAUGUUAUGUGAUGAAUUACACUGGAGUUUUGUGAUGGGUGUGAUUGCAGUUUAUGGAAUUAGUCAAGGGUUAAGUAUGGGUUUAAGCCGUGUUACUAUGCAGUAUUAUAUGAAAGAUGAACAAAAGAUUCAACCAUCUGAAGCUCAGAUUUCAAUGGGGGUUAUCAGAUUUCCUUGGGUUGUUAAGCCUUUGUGGGGUCUUCUUACUGAUGUUGUUCCUCUUUCUGGGUAUAGAAGAAGGCCAUACUUUAUAUUUGCUGGGUUUCUUGGAGUUACGUCAAUGCUUGUCCUGUCUAUUGUUGAUGGUCUGCAUCUGGUGCCUGCUGUUCUGUCUCUCAUGGCUGGAAGUGCUGGGGUAGCAAUAGCAGAUGUGACAAUAGAUGCUUGUAUCACUGAGAAUAGUAGCACUCAUCCUACACUUGCUAGUGACAUGCAAAGUUUGUCUGGAUUAAGCUCUUCAAUUGGAGCUCUAGCAGGGUUCAUAAUAAGUGGAUUUCUUGUUCAUCUAGUUGGGUCCAAGGGUGUGUUUGGCCUGCUGACACUUCCGCCUGCACUGGUUGUUUUGGUUGGAUUGACAAUUAAGGACGCUCCUGUGCGAAAUCACUCCUAUAGUAGGGUAAAUGAGAAGUUCGGUGAUGCUGUAAGAGCUAUGUGGACCACAUUAAAGUCCCAGCAUGUCUGGAAGCCAUCUCUUUAUAUGUUUUCGUCACUUGCUCUUAACAUAAACAUCCAUGAGGGACUGUUUUAUUGGUAUACAGAUGGGAAGGGAGGUCCAUUAUUCUCAAAGGAGAUUGUGGGAUCCAUAUAUUCCAUAGGGGCACUUGGCUCUCUUUGUGGGGUUCUUCUCUAUCAGAAUAUGUUGAAAAAUCGCCCUUACCAUGACUUACUUUUCUGGACGCAGUUGCUGCAUUGUGCUUCAGGAAUGCUGGAUCUAGUAUUGGUGCUUCGUCUAAAUCUGAAUCUUUACAUUCCGGAUUACCUCUUCAUUGUAAUUGAUGAAGGGGUUUCGCAUAUGAUAGGACGUCUGAAGUGGAUGCCUUUGCUUGUACUUAGUUCCAAGCUCUGCCCUUCUGGGAUAGAAGGAACAUUCUUUGCAUUAUUGAUGUCCAUCGACCAAGUGGGAAUGCUAACCUCGACAUGGGUAGGAGGUUUUGUUUUACAUUUUUUACAUGUAACACGGUCAGAAUUUGAUAACCUCUGGCUUGCAGUUCUACUUCGUAAUCUUUUAAGGUUGACACCAAUAUUUUUGCUGUUUCUGGUGCCGAGAACUGAUCCAAACUUGCCAGUGCCCCCUUCAGAAAUAUCAAAGACUAAAAGGGAUACUGAGGCGCUUACGGCUGAUAAUCUUGAGAUGGCCUCUCUUCUUGAUACCAGCUGAUCAAAAUGUCAUAUCUCACUGUUCAGAUGUCAGAGGUAAUGAUCAAUGUUGAUCACAGUGUUUUUGGCUGUUUACUACUGCAAAUUGAACUGGCAGCAGGCCAGUAUGAUUGCGAUGGAGCCAAAUUUUCUACAGUUUGGCCAGAGUAAGCAUUUCUUGAUGAUCAAAUAUGGUGAAAUGAAGUUGACAUAAUCAGCAUUCAUAAUGGCUGAAGAACCAAUUAAUGGUUAGAAACUUCUCUGCUUACCUGUGCAAUUCUCCUAGCAAAGAUAGUGCUGUAUGAUACAUCAUAACAGUGAUAAUUGGUUUUGUUUUUUAAAUGAAUGAUAACUUUUCUGUAAAAGAUAGUAAAGAAUAGAAAGGCUAGUUUUAAGCUUAAAAAAUUAUAUGCUGUACUAUAUACCAUUAUUCUAUCUCUACAUGCCUGACUUUAUUGCUGCUAGAUAAAGCAAUUAUAUGUCACACUUCUCUACCUUAUUUUUCUUGUAUACUUACAGUGGAACAUGACAUGAUUAAAUCCACAA
Molecule: messenger RNA, 3246 nt
Organism: Chenopodium quinoa (quinoa)
Lineage: Eukaryota; Viridiplantae; Streptophyta; Magnoliopsida; Caryophyllales; Amaranthaceae
Product: probable folate-biopterin transporter 3
Exons: 5
Coding region: 1229-2722 (497 amino acids)
Cellular component (GO): membrane
Source: RefSeq, a predicted model, not a curated record